AUUUUUCAAAAUUAAAUGAAUUCUAUUUUCAUUUAAACAAAACACACUCAAAAAAUUUUUAAAAUAAGAAUUCAUUUACAUACCAAAUAUGAUUUGAUGGUGAAUUAUGGAUUUUUUGGAAAUUCUGCAUGGUUUUGUCUCUGAUAUAGUCAUGAUUACUAACGCUCGCUGGUGGGAGUUUGUAAACGCUAGCACAUGUCGACAUGUAUUUCUGUAAAAUCGGUUCACCCUGUCAAUGCGGUUAAACAUUGGUCAUUACUGAUGCCUGCCAGUGAGAGUUGUUAAACACUGGUAUCAUUACUGACGCCUACCAGUGAGAGUUGUUACACAUUGGUACUAUUACUGACGCCUGUCAGUGGGAGUUUGUUAAAUACUGGUACUUCUGUAACCCUGUCAAUGGGGUUAAACAUUGGUUAUUACUAACGCUUGUCAGUGGGAGUUGUUAAACACUGGUACCAUUACUUACGCCUGCCAGUGGGAGUUUGUUAAACACUGGCCAUGACUUAUAGAUGAGACUACUGAUGAGUUUUAUUAUGCAUGAAUGGUUUAUCAUUGAAAGUUCUGUUAUGCUUACAUGAUUUAUCUGGCAUGCUUAAAUUUUUAUCAAGAGCUGUCCAUAUUUUUACUUAUUGAGAUAUUUUAUUUCACCUCGUUUUCCUUAUCUACCAUUUCAGGUAGUGAUACCCGACACAUAGGGAGCCGGGGGAGUGACGAGCUAGACGGCUAGGCAUUAUAUUGGAUUUAGAUCUCUUAGAGUUAGGCCGCUAGUCUCACAUGAUUGACUCAAAUAACCAUUUUUGUGUACAGAGUUUCCUUGGUUAUAGCCAUGACCGUUUAUAAACUUUUGUAUAUCUGGAAUAGUAAAUUUUUGAAAAUGAAAAGUUAGAUUUUAC
Rubroshorea leprosula is the source of this 893-nucleotide messenger RNA. The record is from the annotation of a GenBank genome assembly. Lineage: Eukaryota; Viridiplantae; Streptophyta; Magnoliopsida; Malvales; Dipterocarpaceae.